AUGGCAGCUGAAUUUUUGGAAAUACCUUUGCAAAAGCCAUUGUUGGAGAUAGAGCUUGAGAUCGUGAACGGAACUCGGAAGAAUUUUCCAACCAACGGAAUUAAUUUCGGCAGCGCCGGCAGCGGUGUUCUUACGGCCACAAAUAGUGAAUACUUGGUAUCAGCAGUCAGUACGAUUCGCGAUGUCACCGGGACGGCAAGAUGCUGCAGAAGAAUGACGUGUCGCAACCUUCAACGAUCGGUUUCAACAGAUCGACUACCGAUUAUUGGACGUGCGUUUCACGGAUUGCGGGGGAGACAGAGGCGGCUGCAGCGGUCCCCGCCACCUCUGAACGGCAUCACGGAUGGCGACUUUACCCGGUCGGCUAUCCCGUUGACAGAUCGACCACCAUGGCGAGGACACGAAACCCCCGGUCAGCCCCGAGUUCGCCAGAAGUGGCGGACUGGAGGUAGUUUCAUACAUGGCAGCGACCGCGACGAUGAGGACACCCGAGUCGGCAAUUUCCGGCGAACUGCUGAGGGGCAUCGAACCGCUGUCCACGGCGGCGACUCCCUUAGCCGCGAGCUGCGCUGGGACGCUGAGGGUUUUGCCACGGCUAGCGAGCGCGAUUGGAGGCAGAACGCGACAGGUUUUCGCGACCGGUGGCGCGCUGCUGCAGGUGACGACGGCCGAGAUGCGCGGCGUGGCAGCGAGAACGAGGCUGGAUUUAGAGGUGCUACAUUUUUGGGAUUUGACAUAGGUAGGAUACAGAUACAGAGGGCUUGUGAAGGAGGCGAAUUUGAUAUUAAUUUUGGGCCUGAGAAGAAGCAGUCCGAAAGCCUUUUUUGGGCCUGUGAAGUAGCUGCAGAAAUUGGGCCUAUGCAUAGGGAUUUUGGUCGCGAAUUUGGUCAAUGGGUGGGCUCAUUUCGCACUGAUAUCCCCGAAUUUGACGAGGAACACGUUGACGGGCCAUUUCUCCUAACAUUGGGAUGUUUGGUCGAAGUUAUAGAUUUGAGCGUGGCGAACGUUGUGGGUGUCACACCAAUCCAAGUCCAGCUUCAACAAUUCAAAACACUAGUGAAACAAAAUAAAAUCGACAAGAAGCUCGUACGCGACUCGCUCUUCUUCAUACAAUCGGGCAAUAACGACAUUUACGGCUACUUCAAUCCAUUCCACCCUCCCACAUUGACACCCGAAGCCUACGUGCAAUCCAUGGUGGCCCAAGUUGAAAAUUUUGUGGACACGAUUUACAAGCUUGGGGCCCGACGGAUUUCCCUUUUCGGGCUAGGACCAGUGGGCUGUAUUCCGGCCCGAGCACUUUUGCCCGGUGCACCUCUAACAAAGUGCUAUGGCAAGAUUAAUAGAAUGGUCAAGGAUUUCAAUAUGGGCCUUGAAAAUAUGGUUACAAGUUUUUCGGUCAACUACUCGGGUGCGGUCGGGGUUUUCGGAGCGACUUAUGAAAUAUUUCAGAUUCUUCAAACCAAUCCUAAGCACUACGGAUUUAAUGAUGUAGAAAAUGCUUGCUGUGGAUAUGGGAAAUUGGGAGGAGAAUUGCAAUGUGGAAUGGAAGGCUACACAUUGUGCAAAAGCCCAAACGGUCAUUUAUUUUGGGAUUAUUUCCACCCAACAGAGCGCGCAUACAAGCUCAUCUCCAAAGCCCUGUGGGCCGGUGGGCCCAAUCACAUCCGCCCAUUUAAUUUGAAGAAACUAUGCAACAUCACCCUUCCGAAUAACAUAUGAUGAUAAUCAAAGGUUGUCUGGUUAUCAUAAAAUAAAGACCUUUUCUCUUGUUUAUAUGAAGACUUUCUGGAUUUCUUGUCUUGAUUUAGGAAAAAUAAUAAGAGGUCUUUAUUUCUCUUACUUAUAUGAAAACUUUCUGGAUUUCUGGUCUUGAUUUGGGAAAAAUAAUAAGAUGCUCAUUCGUGUGCAUGUUUGAGUUUCAUAUAUGUUAGGCACAUAACUGGUAAAAGAAAA
Striga asiatica is the source of this 1953-nucleotide messenger RNA. NCBI's taxonomy places the organism in Eukaryota, Viridiplantae, Streptophyta, Magnoliopsida, Lamiales, Orobanchaceae. The record is from the annotation of a GenBank genome assembly.